AUGCCCGCCCGCGCCCUUCAAGUCAUUAUCCUUCCUCACAGACCGGUCAAGUCUGAGGCCGAGAUCGACGCAAAUCUCGAUGGCCCUAUGAAACUUCUUCUGGGCGCAGACGGCGUCAUUGCUGCCUGGCAGGGCUGGAAGAACGAGGAGAAGUACGUCCGUGUCUAUCUCCUGCUCUGGACCUCUCUCGAGGCCUCGCAGGCCUUCUUCCUCUCGCCUGCAUACGACCAGUUCACGACCACGAUCCAGCCUGCAUUAAAUGGCCGCAAAGUCGAUUGGCAGCAUCAUACUCUUCUCGAUCAGUCGGUGGUCAGUGACGAGGAGCACUUCCGCUCGAUCCUCACCUCGCCCGCCAUCGAGGUUGCCUGGACCAAGGUCGUCGAGGGCAAGGUCUCGGGAUACUAUGAGAACUUCAAUCGCGUGGUCAAGGGUAUUCUCGAGGACGAGCCUGGCUGUGACGGAUUCUUUAUCUCGCCCCAGAUCCAGAACUUGCAGGACCAAAUCUUGCUCAUCAACUGGAAGUCAGUCGACGCCCAUCAUGUCGAUUUUGAGAAUAAGCAGGGUUUCAAGGAUUGCAUUACUACUCUGUUUGACUACUAUGAUGUCUUUGUUGUUCCGUGGCAUAUUGUUGGUUUGAGGAAAAUUGCGGGUGAUUUCUAG
Molecule: messenger RNA, 660 nt
Organism: Myxozyma melibiosi
Lineage: Eukaryota; Fungi; Ascomycota; Lipomycetes; Lipomycetales; Lipomycetaceae
Exons: 1
Coding region: 1-660 (219 amino acids)
Source: RefSeq, a predicted model, not a curated record